CCUUUUUGAAAACUACCAUCUGGCAUCUCCAGCUGUUUUCGGCUCGGACAUCCCCUCAAACGCAUCUAAACUCUCAUGGAUUGCUCGAGAACGGAACACGAUCCGACUGGGCGGUCUACAACGAACGCAAACCCUUCAAUGCGACCAGGUCCACUAGCACGAGCAUCCACCUGCCUUUUCGCAGCACCGUCACCCAAUUCCAACGGUCACUCAUCGAGCAAUCCCUUUCACAUGCGAAGGUGGAAUCAAGGAAGAUUUCCAACUCACUGGUUACUGAUUCCCAGUUUAUCUUAUGGGAAUACAACCUACGAGAACAUAAUCGACAUUCAUGCCCACGCUCGAUUCCUGGAAACUCAUGCACAUGACUCACGAUGGUUCUUCUGUUCACGUUUUUGAUCAGUUCUCGGUGCGCACUGGCGCUGCUUCGCAAUAGCCUUAGAUAUUCGUGAGCACGGCUCAUAUUACGGGGGAGCGAUGCACAUCGCAAAGGGCGUUUUCGGCGCGAAUCAGACGAGAUUUUUCGGAUAGAGAGAGGCGAGGUAUUAUUGCGGUUGUGGUUCAUAAGAUCCGACACAUUCUUCCAUCGUAAAAGCGUCACUCAGAAUAAUCCAAUGAUUCCCUUCUUCAAGGCUCUUGCAGCAUGCGCUGGUUGAUACUUCUUCUGCAAGUUAUUCUGCUCGCAGGAGUAACCUUUUCAUCAGCAUCAACAACUCGAAACUUGAACCUUCACAGUCUCGAUCGCCGGUCUACAUGCACUUCGGAUGGUCUUUGUAACUCUGGGACCACGGCAGUUCAGUGGGACAAACACUCGUUCGUUGUUCAAGGAAGACGAAUGGUAGUAUGGUCUGGCGAAUUCCAUUUUUGGCGGUUGCCUGUGCCCGACCUUUGGAGGGAUAUUCUACAAAAGUUCAAAGCCGCUGGUCUGAAUACGGUCUCGACGUAUGUGCAUUGGGGAGCGACGAAUCCAACUGAAGGGCAUGUCGAAUGGGACGGAUAUCGGAAUUUUGAACUGUUCAUGGAAAUCGCUCAUGAAGUCGGAUUAUGGGUCAUUGCGCGUCCAGGACCUUACAUCAACGGGGAAAGCUCUGCUGGCGGGAUACCAGGUCGUGUCACCAACAUAGCUGGCUUCCUUCGUUCCAACGACUCUGAUUAUCAUGAAAGCUACCAACAAUACUAUCGCGAGGCUGUCAACAUCAUCAAGCGGCACCAGAUCAGCGAAGGCGGGCCCGUGAUUCUCUUUCAAGUGGAAAACGAGUAUACUAACAACACCGAAUUUGCAACACCCAAUCCUGUCACAAAGAACCAGUACAUGCAAGCUCUUGAAGACAUUCUUCAUGAACUUGGUAUCGUUGUUCCGCUCAUCAGCAAUGAUAGUUAUAUGGGUCGCAAUUUUGCCCCUGGAGUCGGGUUGAGUAUUGGUCAAGUGGACGUUUACGCCAUGGAUGCAUAUCCACAGGGAAGUUGUGCAACUCCCCUUCUUUGGUCAGGGUUCCCUGUAGGUGAUUGGGACUACCACCAGUCAGUCAAUCCCACCCAGCCAUGGUUGAUGCCGGAGUUCCAGGGAGGUAGCUUCCUCGGAUGGGGUCCUGGUUCUCCUACAUACGAAGACUGUAAUGUGUUGACUGGGGUCGACUUCGAGCAAGUGUACUAUUUGAACCAGUUUGCAACGGGUGUGAAGGGACAGAAUAUCUAUAUGACAUAUGGUGGGACUUCCUGGGGCUUCUUUGGUUUCCCCGGUGUAUACACGAGUUACGACUAUGGCGCUAGCAUCGCAGAAGAUCGUACCUUGACCCGCAAAUGGUUCGAGCUCAAGAACCUAGGAAUGUUUAUUCGAAGCGUCGAGGAUGACCUAGCAAGGGUAGUCAACAUCAGUCAGAUCUCAGACGUAACAUCGCCACCCCCUGGAUACACUGAUAACCGCCAACUCUUUGUUACGGAGCUGCGAAAUCCCGAAAACAAUGCUGGGUUCUAUGUGAUCAGGCAUUUGCAGACCAGUUCAUUUGCCAAGACAAGCUCGAAGAUACGGAUAUCUACAUCUGCCGGGAAGUUCACUGUACCACAAACCUCUGAUCUCAUCGUUACCCUCGACGGUCGUCAAUCACGCGUUAUUCUCACCGACCACGUCUAUGGAAAUUCCAGAGUUCUGUAUAGUACUGCGAGCUUGUUCUACUCUGCAACCAUUGGCUUGCGAGACGUAGCAGUUUUCCACGGGCCUGCUGGACAAUCUUUCGAAAUGGCCAUCAAGACAGGGUCCAACUUACUCCGUUUCAGCGGUUCCUUGAAAGUUUCCGUGGACACCAAGACAAUUGCUGGAUAUACUCUGUUGACGUUCUCACCUGCAGUCGGCCAGACAGCUGUUUCGAUUGCGAAUGAUGCUAUCGUCAUCCUCGGCGACGCUUCAGCGAUGGACCUCUUCCACUCUCCUGUCCUCCCAGGACGUGACGGAUCUAUCCAUUUCGGAGUUGGGAGUAAUAAGACUGUGUUAGUGCAGGGGCCGCAUCUGGUUAGGAACGCUACGUUUGACGAGUCGGUGAAGACUAUUCGAUUGAGUGGUGAUACCAAUUCGACAACGCAGGAGACGGUUACCGUGUAUGCGGAUCAGAGUGUCGACUCCGUUGUGUGGAAUGGAAAACAUGUGGAAACGAAAAUUGUUGCUCCGGGUAUUUUAAUGUUUAGAUCGUCUUCUACGCUUGGUACGAUUACGGUACCGGAGCUGAAAGGAUGGAAAUAUGCGGAUGGGCUUCCAGAGGUACAAAAGGGGUAUGAUGAUUCGAAGUGGGUGGUUGCUGAUAGGGAGAAUUCUACGAAUCCGUUUGUGAAGUAUUAUGGGAAGUAUUAUCUGUACGCAUGUGAAUAUGGCUUUUGCGAGGGACCAGUCCUCUGGAGAGGCCACUUCGGUAGCGAAGGGCUGGAGACUGCUGUUAAUCUGAGUAUUACCGGCGGUCGAGCAUUCGCAGGCAGCGUCUGGCUCAAUAAUGUUUUCUUGGGAAGUACGUUUGGCGCUUCCAAUAAUAACAACGUUUCGGCGAUAAUUGAAACUACGAAUAGGACUUAUGCCUUCCCAGACGGAGCAAUUGUGAAAGGACAAAAUAAUGUGAUCACGGUUCUACAUGACAACAUGGGGAUGGAAGAGGCUAGAGCGAAUCAGUUCUCCGAAUGGCUCAAAACCCCGAGAGGUAUCCAAGGCUAUUUCCUACUCAACGCUACUCGCCAACCGACAUGGAAGGUGCAAGGCAAACUCGGCGGCUACUCCAAUUUCCCGGAUCGCGUUCGAGGCGUCAUGAACGAAGGUGGAACUUUCGGAGAACGUGCUGGAUGGCAUCUUCCCGGAUUUGACGAUUCUUCUUGGGAGUCCAGGCCACUUGAACAAGGGUUCUCUACAGCUGGAAUCGGAGUAUUCAGGACCAUGUUUGACCUGGACAUCCCUUCCGGAUCUGACGUAGUGAUAUCGGUCAACUUUCCGCCUUACGGAAACGGAACAUAUCGUGCUUUCUUGUAUGUGAAUGGAUGGAACAUGGGUCGUUAUGUUGCGAAUAUGGGGCCGCAAACCCGAUUCCCAAUACCAGAGGGCAUCUUGGAUUAUCAGGGAACCAAUACGUUGGCCAUUGUCUUGUGGGCGACUGGAUCGUCUGGAGCCCGUGUAGAUUCCCUCAAGCUCAGUGUGGAUCGCGUCACUCUCGGAGGCAUAGGGAAAGUGUCGAAGAACAAUCCAAUUUGGGAGCGACGAGAGGUGUUCUGA
Marasmius oreades (fairy-ring Marasmius) is the source of this 3739-nucleotide messenger RNA. RefSeq lists its product as uncharacterized. The record is from RefSeq and is a predicted model, not a curated record. Gene Ontology annotation, molecular function: beta-galactosidase activity. Gene Ontology annotation, biological process: carbohydrate metabolic process. Lineage: Eukaryota; Fungi; Basidiomycota; Agaricomycetes; Agaricales; Marasmiaceae. The transcript has 21 exons. The coding region runs from base 641 to 3739 and encodes 1032 amino acids. Gene Ontology annotation, cellular component: vacuole.